Sinocyclocheilus anshuiensis is the source of this 2226-nucleotide messenger RNA. Its product is annotated as L-selectin-like. The transcript has 13 exons. Gene Ontology annotation, cellular component: membrane. The record is from RefSeq and is a predicted model, not a curated record. The coding region runs from base 146 to 1843 and encodes 565 amino acids. NCBI's taxonomy places the organism in Eukaryota, Metazoa, Chordata, Actinopteri, Cypriniformes, Cyprinidae. Gene Ontology annotation, biological process: cell adhesion.
GGGAAGGGGAGUCCUAAACCAUAGCUGAGCUCAUAUAAAUGCCAGUGAUUACCAGACCAGGUCCUCAAAUCAGAACCAUCAUAUUAGUGGAGAAGUACAGAGACGACCAUUAACAGGACCAUUUCAUAUCUGAACAUCAUUGACAAUGGGCAUCUUCAACAAAGUACCAUUGCAAUUUUUUGCUUCCCUUGUUCUUAUUUCUUCAGUGUUAAACGUAUGGAGAGGCACUGAAGGCUGGUCAUACCAUUACUCAACAAUCACUAUGAACUGGGAAUCUGCCAGACACUGGUGCAGGCAGCAUUACACCGACAUGGUAGCCAUCCAGAACAAAGAUGAGAUUGAUCACCUCAACAGUAUCCUUCCAAAAGUCAAUGGAUAUUACUGGAUAGGCAUUCGUAAAAUUAAUGGCAUUUGGACCUGGGUGGGAACUAAUAAGAUGCUUACCAAGGAAGCUGAGAACUGGGCAGAUAUGGAGCCCAAUAAUGGAAGGAAUAAUGAAGACUGUGUGGAAAUAUACAUUAAAAGAGUGCCAGAUGAAGGCAAAUGGAAUGAUGAAUCCUGCUUAAAGAAGAAGACUGCACUGUGCUACACGGCAUCCUGCAAAGACGACUCCUGUGUCAGUGGUCAAGGAAAGUGUGUUGAAACCAUAAACAGCCAUAAAUGCUCAUGCUUUGGGGGUUUCUAUGGAGACCGAUGUGAACAUGUUAUAAAAUGCAAACCGGAGGACGUCACCCCACCAGAUCAUGCUAUUAUCCAGUGCUCCCAUCCUCAUGAAGACUUCUCACAUGACUCUGAGUGUGAAUAUUUUUGUGAGGAGGGUUAUGAACUAAAGGGUUUCAGAACGACAAGAUGCACUUCUACCACAGAGUGGUCAAGCAAACCACCAACCUGUGAACUUGUUCAAUGUCCAGAGCUGACCAAACCACAGGAAGGCCGAAUGCAGUGUCACCAUCCAAUGGGCAUCUUUAGCUACCAAUCCACCUGUGAGUUUUUAUGUGUAGAAGGAUACACACUGCGAGACUCCAGCUCCUCUACACUGUUCUGUGGGGCAAAAGGACGCUGGAACGAUUCACAACCCACUUGUGAAAUUAUAACAUGCAAACCAGAGAACGUCACCCCACCAGAUCAUGCUAGCGUCCAGUGCUCUAAUCCUCAUGAAGACUUCUCAUAUGACUCUCAGUGUGAAUAUUUUUGUGAGGAGGGUUAUGAACUAAAGGGUUCCAGAACGACAAGAUGCACUUCUACCACAGAGUGGUCAAACAAACCACCAACCUGUGAACUUAUUCACUGCCCAGCCCUUGACAGUCCUGUAAAUGGAGAGCUGAGUUGCACUUCCAGCUUUAAUUAUGGGAGCAAAUGCAGCUUCAGCUGUGUUGAAGGAUUCCGACUCCAGGGAGCUUCAGAGAUCAGCUGUACAAAAACAGCAAGGUGGAGUCAGGAACCACCUAGCUGUGAAGCAAUGGUCUGCCCACAACUUCCUGAGCCAAUCAACGGGCAUAUGAAUUGCUCAUCUGAAGAACCCACUUUUGGCACCGUCUGCAUCUUCAUCUGUCAUGAAGGCCACCAACUUGAAGACCACAGUAACGAGAUGGUGAUGUGCAACUACAAUGGGAGCUGGUCAGGGGAAUUGGCAGUGUGUCAAGCAGAUCCCUCUGUAUCACUCUUCAAAGUGACAGAAGUGACUCUUGGGGUUGCAGGCGCUAUCAGUGGCUCCAGUCUGGGCUUAGUCCUCUGGAUACUGAAGAGACUGAGGAGAAAAGCUAACAAAUUUGACCUGAACAGUACCUCGGAUACUGAGGAUCCACCACAGAUUUAUAAGAACAGUGUUGACAGUCUCAUAUAGACCAAAAUAGCUUCAAAUAGCUUACAGCAUAUACGAACACACAACUGCCUUGCUGGACAUAAAAAUGAAUGUCAUCACAAAUGAUUUGAGACACUUGGAUAUUUUUAAACUCUGAGGGGCAUUAUCAGUUACUAGACAACAGUAACUGAAUGUGAUUUCUACUUCCCAAUGGAAGCUUUAAUUAUUUACUUGACUGAACAUAUUGUUCUGUACUGUUUGAAUGUCCUAUUUUAUGUUAUUAAUAUACACAUUUUUUUGUACUAUUUAUUGUUCCAAAACCGUAUUGGUCCUAUUAAACUAUUUUAACAUGUAAACCAAUAAAGUGUGACAUUUAUGACAUCAUGACUUGGUGUUUGAAUGCAUUUUCCACUUUCAGAUGAGCA